CAAGGCAAUGGCAAUGUUAUUUCUCAAGCUAGACCUUUUCCUCCCCUUCCAGUUUUCUGCUUUUCUCCACUCCUCCAUGUGUAGUAGCCUGCAGGCAGCUGCUAGCUCCACCAUUUGAGUGGCUAGAUGAACCCGAAGUUGCUGUUCUUCCCGCUCUUGGCUACGUUGCUCCUCCUGUGCCACCACGCACACGCCGUCUGCGAGCCGGCAACAUGCGGCGACCUCACCAUCAAGUACCCAUUCUGGCUAAGCGGUCCCGACCUCAACCGGUCGUCGUUGGCCAUUGCCGCCUGUGGCCACCCGUCCUUCGAGUUGUGGUGUAGCCGCGAUGGCGUGGCGUCGUUGAGGGGCUCGCAAAUCCUCGUCCUCGGCAUCGACUACACCAACAGUUCAUUCGUUGCUGGACACAAAAGGGUCGCCGACGGCGGCGACGGCGUGUGCCGCACCGACUUCAACAUAUCGUCCAGUCUAGCUCUCAGCCCGUUCACGAUUAGCAGCAGCAACCGGGCCAUCUGCUUCCUCUACAGCUGCAACGGCACGGAGCCACCGGAGAUCGACGGCCUUGUGAACGCCACCAUCUCCAACUGCAGUAAGCCUAUCUACGCGUACCUCGGCGGGAGCUACGACCGUGACAAGCCACCGGCGAUCAAAGCCGGGAACUGCACGUACUCGUACCUGCCGGUGCUGUGGCCGGAGUCGCCGGUGAACUUGACGGCGGGGACCAACUACAGCCCGCUCUUCAAGAAGGGGUUCGUGUUGGAGUGGCAGAAGAAUGGGUUCGGCGACUGCGACGCCUGUAACGCGAGCGGCGGGCAGUGCCGGUACAACAACGAUUCCGCGGCGGCGUUCGCGUGCCUCUGCUCCGACGGAGAGCUGCGAGGGACGAUAUGCGCCGGCAGCAAGAAAACUGGCAGGAGAACCAUAUUAAUAGUUUUGACAGCAGCAGCUGCAGGCUUGCUCUUGCCAUGUAUAUAUGUGCUAAUAUGGCAUGGGAAGGGGAAACAACUACGGUAUUUCCUUUACACAAAGACUAGCAGCACCAGUGAAAGGAACAUUGAGGCCCUCAUAAUAUCUUAUGGAUCAAUAGCUCCAACAAGAUACAAGUAUUCAGAAGUAACAAAGAUAACAUCAUUUCUUAAUUAUAAGCUUGGAGAAGGAGGUUAUGGUGUUGUAUUCAAAGGAAGGUUACAAGAUGGUCGUCUGGUUGCGGUGAAAUUCUUACAUGACUCAAAAGGAAAUGGAGAGGAAUUUGUGAAUGAGGUUAUGAGCAUUGGCAGGACCUCUCAUAUUAAUAUUGUUAGCUUAUUUGGGUUUUGUUUGGAGGGGUCAAAACGAGCUCUUCUUUACGAGUACAUGCCCAAUGGUUCACUAGACGAUUAUAUCUAUUCAGAAAAUCCCAAAGAAAUUCUAGGGUGGGAAAAACUUUACGGAAUCGCAAUCGGGAUUGCUCGUGGGCUAGAAUACUUGCACCAUAGUUGUAACACACGAAUCAUCCAUUUCGAUAUAAAGCCUCAGAAUAUCCUUCUAGACCAGGAUUUUUGCCCAAAGAUUGCUGAUUUUGGUUUAGCCAAACUGUGCCGCACCAAGGAGAGCAAGCUUUCAAUGACAGGUGCUAGAGGAACAAUUGGAUUUAUCGCUCCUGAAGUGAUCUAUCGAUCCUUUGGAAUUGUUUCAACAAAGUCAGAUGUUUAUAGUUACGGAAUGAUGUUGCUAGAGAUGGUCGGAGGCCGGAAGAAUGCUAAGUCAAUGGUUGAAAAUUCAAGUGAAAAGUAUUUUCCAGAUUGGAUUUAUGACCACUUUGCUCUGGAUGAUGGAUUACAAGCUUGUGAAGUCACAAGUGAGGUUGAGCAAAUAGCCAAAAAGAUGACUUUAAUUGGUUUGUGGUGUGUACAAGUAUUGCCUAUGCAUCGGCCGACAAUAACCCAGGUUUUAGAUAUGUUCGAGAGAAGUUUGGAUGAACUGGAAAUGCCACCAAAACAAAAUUUCAGUGAAUUACUAGAACAUCCAGCUCAGGAGAUUAACACAGAAAGUACGAGUUCUACUAUAAAUACCAAAGCUGCACAAGCUCUAAGUGAAGUGCUAAGGGUUGAGGAGACAAGCCUCGUUAAUUCAAAGGAUCCUACAGUGACUACCAACUAUGCAAAAAGAUGAUCUGCAGUCAAAUUUUGGCAUAGUAUCAUCACACAUUCAUGGGUCAUGGCAUUGACUAGUGUGUUUAAGGUAGCUGAAUCGAAGAUAUUUCUGAAUUCUGUCCAUCCCCCUAACUUGUUUCAUAAUUUAAUUCAACAAUUUGAUCUA
This is a messenger RNA of Oryza sativa Japonica Group (Japanese rice), 2298 nucleotides long. RefSeq names its product LEAF RUST 10 DISEASE-RESISTANCE proteinUS RECEPTOR-LIKE PROTEIN KINASE-like 2.1. Gene Ontology annotation, molecular function: ATP binding; protein kinase activity; polysaccharide binding. Gene Ontology annotation, biological process: protein phosphorylation. NCBI's taxonomy places the organism in Eukaryota, Viridiplantae, Streptophyta, Magnoliopsida, Poales, Poaceae. The record is from RefSeq and is a predicted model, not a curated record.